CGACAAGCAAUCGAGAUCUCCUUGCGGAUGAAGUGCGCCUUUUGCAAUGUCGGCUCUCGUGGCGACUUGCAGCCACUGGUGGCCUUGGCAUUGGGAUUUCAAGCCAAAGGUUGGGAUGUCGUCGUGAUCUCAGAGGAGCGCAACCGAGCCUUGGCAGAAUCCUUCAGCCUCAGCUUCCGUGCCAUCGCGGGGGAUUUGGCGGGCAUCGUGUUCGAGGAGGAACACGCAGAGAUGUUGGUCAAGGGGAGGUUGCUGAAGAUGAUUCAGGAGAUGGAGCGUCGGAAAAAGAUGUCGUGGGAUCAAGCAUUGAAAGACUGGGUGGAGACGACCCGCGACGUGCAACUCAUUGUGUCUGGCCCUCUCACCUGCAACGAAACCUAUUCUUUGGCUGAAAAGCUGGGCGUGCCAUGGGUCCCAGUGAUGUUUGGGCCCUAUUUCCCAACACGGGAGUUUCCGAACCCUUUUGUGAUGGAGUCUAACUGGUUCAGCUGGUUGAACUUGUUCUCAUUCAAUUUCUUUUGCUGGGCCAUGUGGCAGAAGCAAUCCUCCGAGACCAAUGCCUUCCGGGCAGAGUUGGGGCUGGAGCCUUUGCUUUGCCGGAGGGGCAUGUUGAGUGUUGUGGAGGAGAAGGAGCUGCUAAUGAUUGGUGCUUUUCAUGAAAUCUUCAUCCCGACUCAAAGGGUUCCGGCAGAUUGGAAAUCUCACAUGUUAGUCCGGAACUUCCUCUUCGUUCCAAAAACGCCAGAGGAUUCCUUGGAUUUGGAGGUCCAGGAGUUUCUGGCCAAGUCUGAGGGCACUGGCGUCAUCUACCUAGGUCUUGGUUCCAUGCCCGCGCCGCCCAAGGAUCUCAUGGAGCUGGUGAGGAAGAUUGUCCAAACACUUGAGGUGAAAGCUGUUUUGUGUGCAGGCUGGUCAGGUGUUACGAACUCAGAGUUGGAGGAGAUUUUGGUGGUGAAAUCCUGUCCGCAUGAUCUCCUCUUCCCGAAGUGCAAGGUCAUCCUACAUCAUGCUGGGGUGGGAACCUGUGCAGCAGCACUACGUUCGGGAGUCCCAAGCGUUUGCCUUCCAGUGCUUAUGGAUCAGUUUUCAAAUGCCAAUCAGUUAGCCAAGCUGGGGGUGGCACCACCCUCCAUCCCCUUCAGGAACGUGCCAUCCUCCCAUGGUGCAGUUCUUGAGGCUGUCAGAUUUGCACUGGAAUCUGUCGAGAUGAUGGCGAAAGCCCAAGAAAUGUCUCGGAGACUGGAGGAGAGUGAUGGGACAGCGCUAUGUGUGGAGAAGAUCCUGCAGACCUACUUUGAGUAAAAAAAGUACAUGCACCAUCAUGCACCAGAUGGCUUGUCUCAAUAACAAAGGUGACCUCAACGCAUGUCCAUAUA
Molecule: messenger RNA, 1376 nt
Organism: Durusdinium trenchii
Lineage: Eukaryota; Dinophyceae; Suessiales; Symbiodiniaceae
Source: the annotation of a GenBank genome assembly